UUUUACCAAAAGCUAAAAGUGUACUUAGUCACUUUGUCAUAACAAUGGCAAAUCAAUAAUUUGUUAAAUAUACACACAGUAAUCUAUAAUAUAAACACAGUUUCGCAAGUAAAAUAAUAAAUAUGUCUAAGAAAUCCGAUAAACCGCAAUUGUAUCCUCCUUCUAUGAAUCCAUCAGAACCAGAUGAAUUUGAGCGAGGACCUCCUCCUCCUUCCUAUGAAGAAUGUUUAAAAAUGAACGGUGGUGCUGGUAGUACAUCUCAUCAAUAUAUGUAUUCUAAUCCAACCGCAUAUCAACAGCAACAAGCGUUUUUGCCACCCGCUGCUUACCCAGCUCCAGGUCCAUCAAAUUAUGGUUACGCCAAUCCCUAUCAAACACAUAUUCAACAACAACAAAGCUUUUACAAUUCAGUUAAUGCCGCACCACAAUCUGCCGUUAAUAAGGUCGCAGAAAAUGUUUUAUAUUUAGCAAAAGGUGCCAAAAUAAGGACAACAGCCACCGGAGCUAUAAGUAUACCACCACCACCUCCUGGCUGUGCUCCCACACCCGGUCAAUUGGCCGCCAUGUCGGGACAACCAGUCAUGAUUAAGAAAGAGAAAAAAUCCUUUUUCUAAAUAUAUAUAGUAUAUAUUUCCAAGCUGAUACACAAAAAGUACCUUGGUAAACGGCAGUGCCUACUUUCUAUUAUAUUAUUACUUUCCAUUUAGUAGUUGUAAAUCAUUUACAUACAUACAACAUACUUACAAUAUUACGUGUUAUGAAUAAUUAUACAAAAUAUGUAUAAAUAAAUAUGGAUCAAUAAAUGUGUUAAAUAUCAUAUUAUCAAAAAA
This is a messenger RNA of Lucilia cuprina (Australian sheep blowfly), 830 nucleotides long. Its product is annotated as DAZ-associated protein 2. The transcript is spliced from 3 exons. The coding region runs from base 123 to 614 and encodes 163 amino acids. Lineage: Eukaryota; Metazoa; Arthropoda; Insecta; Diptera; Calliphoridae. The record is from RefSeq and is a predicted model, not a curated record.